GUCAAUGUAUGGGCGCUUGUGGGAGUCGUCCAACUCGUCCUCUGCUGUCGCCGCCUCCACAAUCGGGCUGACCUGUGGUCCAUCAUACACGCACGAGCUUGACCUGGGCGAAAACCAUAGGAUGAACGCACUACGGCACCUCGUCCAGCGAAGUUUAAUUCCUCCGUCUCCGUCGACAUUCCGUCUCGGCUUUCGCGUACCUUCACAUUGGCAAUAUGCUGGACCCCAAGCGGCGUCGUUCCGCUCUCAACGGUUGCUCUCGUCUACUCCAUCAAGAGCAGACGAUGAAGCGUCAUCAUCAUCGCCCAAACCACCCGAGUCUCAGAAAGAGGUGACGUUCAAGACAGAAGAGCCUCGCCUUUCCUUGACCUUCACAUGUACUGUUCCUGCAUGUGACACGCGGUCAUCACAUAUGUUCACGAAAAGGAGCUACGAGAGAGGAAUAGUCAUUGUCCAGUGUUCAGGAUGCAAGAACCGGCAUCUCAUAGCGGACCAUCUGGGGUGGUUCAAGGAGAGCACGGAGGAGGGGAAGCUGAAGACAGUAGAGGACCUGGUGCGCGCGAAGGGCGAGAAGGUCAGGCGAGGAGUCAUGAAUGACGACGGCGUAGUUGAGUACUCGCCGGAAUGAUAAACAUGUGUCUGGUCUUGUAGCAGCUCUAUACCACUCCCCUUCUUGUUCCCGCCUUGCCAGACUCAGGUCCAAGAGAUGCGUCAUGCUGCUCAUGGAGUUCGUCUCGUGAGUAGUAGUGUCGAUGCACAUACCGCGAUAGAGUUCCUUAGAGUGCGCGGCUGCCCGUACGCCUAGAGAUUCCUUGCUACCCCAGACUGCCAUGUCCGUGCACUAUCAAGCCAUUCUGCACCCAGCCGUUUCGACCUUCCCGUGACUCCCGUUAUACCGCAUCUU
Molecule: messenger RNA, 904 nt
Organism: Rhodofomes roseus
Lineage: Eukaryota; Fungi; Basidiomycota; Agaricomycetes; Polyporales; Fomitopsidaceae
Product: DNL zinc finger-domain-containing protein
Exons: 3
Coding region: 5-628 (207 amino acids)
Biological process (GO): protein folding; protein stabilization; protein import into mitochondrial matrix
Cellular component (GO): mitochondrion
Molecular function (GO): zinc ion binding; protein-folding chaperone binding
Source: RefSeq, a predicted model, not a curated record